AUGGGAAGUUUUGCCAUCCAAUUGAUGGGCUUCUUGUUCAUGACUAUGUUCAUGCUUGCACUGGCCUUCCCUUACAACCACUGGACUCAUAAGGACAGCCGAAUCGGUUUCGUUGUGAUGUACUCAUUAGCCUUCUUCUUCUCGAAUUCCGGACCCAACGCCACAACAUUUGUGGCACCGGAUGAGAUUUUCCCUGCAAGGUUGAGGUCCACUUGCCAUGGUAUAUCAGCAGCCGCAGGAAAGCUUGGUGCAUUUGGGUUCUUGUAUUUGGCGCAGAAUAAGGAUAAGGCCAUGGCAGAUGCAGGGUACCCUGCAGGCAUUAGAGUCGAGAAUUCACUUAUUGUAUUAGGUGCAAUCAAUGCACAAGGCUUCUUCACUUUCUUGGUUCCUGAAUCGAAAGGGAAAUCUUUAGAAAAGAUGUCAGGUGAGAACGAAAAUAAUGGAGGAGAGGGAGAAGGAGGGCCAUUGUCGUCGUCAUCAUCAUCUAAUCUUUACUAG
Molecule: messenger RNA, 498 nt
Organism: Gossypium arboreum
Lineage: Eukaryota; Viridiplantae; Streptophyta; Magnoliopsida; Malvales; Malvaceae
Product: inorganic phosphate transporter 1-4-like
Exons: 1
Coding region: 1-498 (165 amino acids)
Biological process (GO): transmembrane transport
Cellular component (GO): membrane
Molecular function (GO): transmembrane transporter activity
Source: RefSeq, a predicted model, not a curated record